GGUUUAUAUUUUACAUAAUAUUGACGUGCUCAGUGUUCUCUACCUUCUUGAUUUUAAAACGCAUGCUUGAGGAAUCAAAGCACUGAAAAAUAUGUCCUCGCAAUUUUCUUCUUUUUUUCCACGUUUGUCACACUUGAAUGUUUCAGAUCACCAAGCAGCAGAAAUUAAAAAUAAGCUCUUAAAUUAUAGUUCUGAUUAAUAAGGGUGAAAGCAAUCCGAUCUAACCUGGCUCCUUCUAAGAAAUGUAUUCCCUCCUAGUCCUAAUUGCUUAUGCUGUUCAAUUCAGAAGCACCUUAUGUUUUCUGAAAUGAAAUGAAAUUUUGUCUCAACUUAGAUCAUCUAAGUAUCUUCAGUGUUGUGGAUGUGAUUCUGUGAGUAGGAAGGAUCUCUGGUAACAGUCAGUCUCGCAACAAAUCCUGAGAUGCCUCUGUCUAAAGUCUUGAUGUAUGACAGUCGCAUGACUGUCAUGACAUUUUAACAUCUCAAUUUCCAGACAGCAGUAACAAUAUGUCCAGGAUGACACCAUUAGUUGUUGGCAAGCACUGCUAUUCCACCUUAUUUGCUUUUGUCGCUCCUCAUCAUUGGUGGUCAUAGCUCAGGUAGAAGAGAUUUUAAGAUGCUAAUCAGCUGCUACCGGUUGUAGAAUAAUAAUAAAAAAAGCAGACUUUGUCGCCACAGUUGCGCAUCAUAACUGUCGGAAAGUUUUUAAAAAAUGAGGGCAAUGACGCAACCUAAACAAUUAUGAGCAACCGUUUACAAACCAAAACGUUUCCCAAAAAACAAUAUGUCACCCUUGGCAACAACUGCCAUCAAUUGUUUGUGAAACUCAGCAAUGAGUCAUUUGUAUCGCUAUGGAGGUAUUUUGGCUCUCUCUUCUUCGUCGAAUUGUUUUAUUUUAUUUACAUUGAAGAGUUUUUAAGCAUUAACUAUCUUGUUUAAGGUCAUUCCAAAGCACCUCAAUUUGAUUUUAGUCCAGACUGUGUAGGCUACUCCAGAAGUUUCAGUUCCUUUGUGCAUUUAGGCAUGGACUUGUUGCCAAGCUUUGGAUCACUGUCCUGCUUCCUAACCUAAAUGUGGUUGGGCUGAAGAUCACAGACUGAUGCAUAUUUUUCAAGACUGUCUGAUAGAGAACAGAAUUCAUGCCUCCGUCAGUAAUGGCAAGCCCUCCAGGUCCUGAAGUAGCACAUAAGUUCCUGACCAUCACACUGCCACCACCAUGCCUGAAUGAACUCAAUAUAAUGCUCUUUUUCUGAUGUGUUGUUCUAAUUUUAGAGCAGAUAUAAUGGAAUGCAUUACUCCCACAAAGUUCUGCCUUUGUUUCUUCAUUACGCAGAAUGAUGAUUUCCCAGACAUCUUUGGGUUCAUCUAAGUGGGUUUUUUUCUGGUAAAUAUGAGAGGCCUUUGUCUUCGCUUUGGUCAAGAUUGUUUUUUCAGCUUGGAAAAACUGAUAGAUUUCAAUGACUUAUUUCUCAUUUGUUCCUGUUUUUCCAUAGAUUGAGGCACGAUGUGUUGUUUUUUUGAGAUGUCUUAGCCUCCUUCGUGUUGUCAGAUAGGUUCUAUAGAUGUGAUAUACUGAUUUGACACAUUUAGCAGUAACCACCUGGUGAAGUUAAACUCUUCUAUUCCAGACAAAAGAAUGGGAGGUGAAGGAUAAAGCCAAGGAGAACAUUAUCCGUGUCCUCCAAGUGGGUCAGGCCCUGCUAAAGAUGAAAGAGCGCGAGGUUAAGCUCCAUGAAAGCUUCAUCGAUGAUAUCGGUGUACAGCACGUCAAAACCGAAAAUGAACUUCGUGCAAAAGUGUCCAGGCUGGAACAAGAGCGCAAGGAGCUCGGCACUGGGCCAGAUAGCCGCUUUCUUAGGGAUGAGAUUCGGCAGCUCGAGGCCCAGCUGGAGCAACGGGAGAAGGAAUUGACCCAGUUAAGGAAAGACAUGGGCAAGGAGAAGAAAACCAAUGAAGAGCUGAUUGUGCGACUGGAGGAGGCUGAGGACGAAGUGAAAAAGUUAAAAAGAGAGAAUGAGCAGUUCCAGCAGGACGUGGAGUUCUACCGUGGAGAGCUGGAGCAGAAGGAGCCGCUCACCUCCAGAGAUGACGGCGCUGAGAUUCAGAGGAAGCUCAGCCUGGCCAACCGACAGCUCUAUCAGUGCCUGGACGACCUGCAGCGAGCAGAGGAUGAAAAUGCACACCUGAAGACACAGAACGUGCAGCUGCAGAGAAGCCUGGAGGAGUCUGUGAAAGAGAUGGAGAAGAUGACAGAUGAGUACAACAAGAUGAAGAUCGUUGUACAGCAGACUGACUCAAUUAUGGACCAGCUCAGGAAAGAAAGGGAUCACACGAAGCUUCAAGUUAGAGAGCUGACAGAAAAGAUUCAAAGCAUGACUGAAGAGAAUGACCCAAUCAUGGCAGCUGUCAAUGCCAAAGUAGAGGAGUGGAAGAAAGUGCUGUCUGGGAAGGAUGAGGAAAUCUUGGUGUACCAGCAAAUGAUCCGUGAGCUGAGGGAAAAGCUGCGCUCUGCCCAGCUGGACUUGGACAAAAGCAACAUAAUUGCCCUGCAGCAGGCCAUCCAGGAGCGAGAUAAUCAGAUCAAGACGCUGAGCGAGCAGGUGGAGCAGUAUACAGGAGAGAUGGAAAAGCACGCUCAGCUCAUAGAGGAGCUGAAGAUGUCCACAAACAAAGACAGAGGUGCUCCUUCGACGUUACAGCAGAAGAAGAUGGAGGAGCUGCAGUCCAAAUUGAAAGUCGCGGAGGCCAGAGCGAUGGAAGCAGAGCGGGCCUUCAGACAGGCAGAAUCGCAUGCUGAGGAAAAAGACAAAGCCUUUAUUGAGGCGUCAAAUCGCCUGAGCCAGUACGAGUCUGGCACUUACGGCCUGGAAGCAGCCAUUGCCGAGAUCAAAGAGUGUAACAAUCAAAUUAGAAUGAGAGAUUGUGAGGCAGAGGCCAUGACCAAAGAGAUCAACCAGCUCGAGCUGAGAAUCAAUGACCUCAUGGAUGAAAAUGAGGAGUUCCGGGAAAAACUAGGUCUGGAGCCGAAGCAGGAAGUGGAUCUGACAGAAUUCAGGCGCGCCAGGGAUCUCAGGCAGCGCCAGUACAAAGCCGAAAACCAGGUUCUUGCCAAAGAGAUUGAGCGACUGGAAGAAGAGCGGCUGGAGCUGAAGAAACAAAUCAGGCGCAUGGUGAAAGAAAAAGCUGUGCCUACUGGAAUCCCACAGUCAAGUGUGCAGCUGGAGGAAGAUGUCUGGUCCAGCAGAAAAGAAGAGGCACAAGGAAGAAUUUACACUGACGACGAGAUCAGACGAAAGAAUGAAUACCUAGAGAAAGAACUGAGCAGCAAGAAGAGGGAGCUGGAACUUCACAAGUCCGAUUUUCAGGUUCAACUGGCAGACCUGUCCAAAGCAAAGAGAGACUUGGAGGCUACCCUGAAAGAUGUUCUUCAGGCCAUGAGGACUAGUCAACAGACCAGUUCUGACUCUGUCACUGCUAGCAGUAUGAAAAGCUUGUCUAAUGCUUUAAAUGUGAGCAGUCUAGGUGGGCAACUCGACACUGGCCUCAACUCUCAAAUCCAUCGGCUGGUGGGCCGAAACGAAGAGCUGAGGCAGGAACUGAAAUCGGCUCGCGAGGAGGCGAGCAGCAGCUUCAGUGACCUCAUCAGAGCCAAAGAGAAGGUGAGCCAUCUCCAAAAUGAGCUGGAGCUGCUCAGGAAGUCAGGCGGAGGUGGAGUCCUCCCUCGACCUCUGACCCUUCCCGAAGGCCUGGGCCCCAGCAGCACCGAGGUCAUUAGCUCCUUGAACGAGUAUGCUGUUCGACUGCUUCAGGAGCUGAAAAACAGGGAGGAAAAAGGCAAGAAACUUUUAGAAACCCUGGAAGAAUACAAAGAGAAGUUUUCUGUCAUAAGCCAUCAACAAGGACUCCUCUAUAAGGAAUAUUUAAGUGAAAAGGCAGAGUGGCAAAAAGAGAAGGAGACUUUCUUAGACACGAAGAACAAGCUGGAUGAGCAAAAGCAGGUGGACGAUGUGAAAAUUCAACAGUUCAACGAGCUGCUGGACACACUUCACACAGACCCCGAGGAAAUCAGGAGGCAGCUGAGCGAGGCGUUCCGCAAGCUGACCGUGCUGAGGGUCAACGAGAAGAAACUGACGCGCCGCUACUCCACUCUGCUGGAACGGGAGCAGCUCCUCCGCAAGGAAAACGGCAAGCUGAGGGACGAGAGCAGCCGCAUGCAGGCCUCUGUCCUCCAGAGGAUGGGCUACCUGCAGAGGUACAAGGAAAUGGGUGCCUAUAAGAUAACAGCCCUGCAGAAGGCCUUGGAUGGCAGCGUGCCUGCAUCAGAACUUGAGAGAGCCAAUAAGCAGUACACCGAGCUAACAGUCAAAUACAGAGAUGUGCUCCAGAAGGACAGCCUACUUGUGCAGAAAACAUCCGGCCUCCAACAUUUAGAGAGUGAGAACGAGUCUCUACGGGAACAAAUCUCUGCCGUCAAGAAGGAGCUGGAGAUCACGAAAGAGAAACUCAACACGUUGGAGCAAGCAUGGGAGACCGUCGGUUCAGUCGGCUCUGAAACUGUCCUAGCUGAGGGAGACAGGGCAUCGAUCAACAACGAGGCGAUAUCCGCUGCGAGGCGGAUCACAGCUUUAGAGAUGAAGGAGCUGAAUGAGAGGCAGAGGGCCGAGCAUGCCCACAGAAUGUACGAACACAUGAGGAACUCCCUGAGACAAGUGGAGGAGCGCAACACGGAGCUGGAAUCCAAGUUCUCAGAGCUGACCAAGAUGAAUGCGGAGGCCCAGCGGGUCGAGCGGGAGCUUAGAGAUCUGCUGAUGGACGCCAGCAGCAAAGCCGCCAGCGACGCCGACAAGGCCAGGAUCACAGAGCUGGAGAAGGCCGAGGCCGAGCUGCGCCUCGAGGUCUCCAAGCUGCAAGAAGUCUCAGACGUGGCUUUGUCUCAGGUCUCCGCUCUACAGGCCCGACACAAGUCCAAAGACAUCGAAGUCGAGGCUUUAAGGAGACAAAUACUGGAUUACCAGUCUCAGUCGGAUGAGAAGGCUCUGAUAGCAAAGCUCCACCAACACAUGGUGGCGCUGCAGCUCAGUGAGUCGGCGGCUCUUGGGAAGCUGGAGGCCGCCGCCUCUCACAUACAGCGGCUGGAGGCCAACAUGCUGCGCGCUGAGCAGCGGCUGGACGCCAGCGAGCGAGCGCUCUUCCUCGCCCGCCAGGAGGGCCGCCACCGUGCCACACACCUCCGUCAGACCGUCCAGGCGCUCCGCAGGCAGUUCGCUGGGGCGCUGCCCCUCCGGCAGCAGGAGAAGUUCUCCCUGGCCAUGCUGAAGCUCCAGGAGGACCAAGCCAAAGCCCAGGAGGAGAGAAGGGCAGCUGAGAAGGAGAGGCGGAGGGCAGAGGGAAGAGCUCAGGAGCUGGAGGUGAGACUGGGAGGCCUGGAGGAGCUCAUCUCUACCCUGAAGGACGUGAAGGGCGCCCACAAGGUAAUGGAGUGGCACAAGAGGAUGGAGGAGGCCCGCCUCCAGGAGCUGAGGAAAGGAAGGGAGCUGGUGGUCCAGAAGGAGGAGAUCAGCUACCUGAAGAAGCUGGUGGAGGAGCAGGACCGCACGGUCCGCUCGCUGGAGGAGGACAUCGUCCAGCUCAACUCUCUUCAGGAAGAGCGUCAGUUGGCGUGGGACCAGCGGGAGGUGGAGCUGGAGCGCCAGCUGGACCGCUAUGAGAAGCAGCACACCGAGAUUCUCAACAGCGCUGAGAAGGUUAAGGAAGAGGAAAGGCCGCUCCCAGACCCAGCGCUGCCUCUGGCUCAUCAGUUAGAGUUUGCUUUGGGUAAAAUCAAAGAGCAGGUUCGCACCAUCUUGGAGCUUCAGGGAACAUGCAAAAGUUUGGACAAGAAACUGAAAGAGAGCGAAGUGGCUCUGUUGAAAGCAGAGCAGAACAUUGUGUCGAGGGACAAGGUGAUCAACGAGCUGCGUCUCCGGCUCCCGGCGGCCGCCGACCAUGAGCAUCUGCUUGCUGACCUCAGAAAGAACGAAGAGGACCAGCCGAGCAGUCAGGCUUCCCUCAAGCUGGCGCACCAGACCAUCAAAGAUCUCCAAAGUCGACUCGACAAGAAGGAGGAUGUGCUGAAGAAAUACCAAAACCAGAUGGCUCAGGCCAGACAGGAUCAAGAGGAGAUGAUAAAAAGACAUCAGGAAGAGUUGAGAAUAUUACAUCAGAAGCUGGACUUGCACACAGACACCUCUCUGGAUCAGUUCAAACAGACAGCAAUGGAGUUGAUGAAGAAGCCCGCUAUCAGAGUGCCAACACCUAAACACCUGGAGCGCCUGGCUGAGUUGGAGCAGACGGUGGCUGAGCAGGAUGCGUCACUCAGCUCUGUCACAGAGAAGCUGAAGCUGACCGCAGCCGAGCUGGAGCAGCACCGGAUCGCCAUGGAGAUGCAGGCUAAGAAACAUGCUGAGGAGAUGGCAAACUUUAGUAAGAGCCACAGUGGAAGGGCCAAAGAGCCACAUCUGGUUCCAGAGCCACUGGUUGCAGUUAAAAUGCUGGAGGAGAACUACGUUGCCCAGGUGAAGGCUCUGAGCGGUGAGGUGGAGGACAGGAGCAGCCAGCUGGCUCAGAUGGAGAAGGAGAUGAGCUUCCUGCGCUCAGAGCUGGAAGCACAGAAGGAGGCCAACGUUCGCUCCCCGAGCAACACCAUGAAAAACCUGGUGGAACGCCUCAAAGCACAACUCACUCAGAAGGAGAAACAGCUCAAGGCUCUCAGCAAGGCUCUGUUGGAGCUGCGGGCUGAGAUGACGUCAGCUGCAGAGCAGCAAGUCAUAGCUAACGCUGCCCAGAAAGAGCAGAGUCUCAAUGUUCAGGUGCUGGUGGACAAACACACCAAAGACCUGAAGACACGGGUACAGGAACUGAACGAAGAGCUUCAAGCUGCGAAGGAUUCGGCCAAAGCAGCCAGGAGCAGAGAGAACGUUCUGAAAGAGGAGGUCGAAGGACUAAACCAAGACUUCCAGAGAUAUCAAAGAACUCAGAGACGACUGCAGGCCGAAAAAGCAGAGCGAGAGCAAGAAGUGGUGGAGCUCAAGCAGCAAGUAAAGAGGCUCACCAGCACCAUGCAGAAUCAGACAGAGGCAGAUGGGAAAGGAGCCAUCAUAGAGAAUCUGCAGAAGAAGAUCAGGAGGCUGGAGUCGGACCUGGAGAAACGGAACGACGUAAAAAACACCAAAGAUGAUCAUGGGAAGACCAAAGAUGAAAUUGUUCGGUGGGAGGAGAGCAAAAGAUGGCAGGCUAGAAUGGAAAAAGUGAAGAAUUCCCUGAAGGAGAAGGAACGAGAUAACGAAUCGUUGUCGAAGCAACUCGCCACUCUUAAAGAUCUUUAUGGCAGAUUGGAGCAGGAGAAGGCUGCGCUGCAGAAAAAGCUGAAAGCUCGAGGUGUGACCGUCGACCAGGUGGUGGGGGUACGAGCCAAUGACAUGGAAAGGCAGAUAGAGGAGUUGAAGAAGAAGAAUUCUGAGCUGGAAACCCAGAUUGUAACCAUAAAACAGCAGCAGGCCUUGCCUCGUGAUGAUGCCAUGGAGAACCUUAUGUCAAAGAACCAACUUCUAGAGGAGAGACUCCACUCCUUAGAGAGGCAGAUAUCCAAGGAACCCCCUUCCAGACCCUCGGGGAGAGACUUCUCCUCCUGGGCGUUUCCCGGGAUUUGUUCGCUAACGUUUGAUGUUGAGGACGAAGCGUCGUGCUCUCGGCUUCCCGAGACCCCUGACCCCACAGGAGGCGCCCUCGGCCAACAGGGGGAGCCCACGCAGAGCAAGGCGGGUGGAGGAGAGGACCUGGACGCGGAUCGCCUGGAAGAUGAAAGGGAAGCAGCAGCAGUUGUUGGAGAAAAUGAAGAAAGCAUCCCGGUCGGAUGUGAUGUUACGGAGCCUGUGGAACAGGAAGAACCGCCCGACACAAAAGGGAAUGGCGCCGAUCCCGAUGAUCGGUCAGAAACGACGGAAUCCAUCUCGCCUCCGUCUACAACACAGGCAGCGACGGGCGGUGGAACGAGCGAAAGCGGGAAGAAACCGGGCGAUCCUGACCCAGACGGUGAAGGCAUGGGUCCCGAGGAUGAUGAUGCGGGAGUUAUCCCGGAGGUGAUCCAGAAUGCCGAAGAAAAAGUGGAAGAGAAAGAAGAAGAUGUGACAACAAGAACAGAAAUAGAGGAAGAUAACCAGGUUUCUUUCUCAGCUGAUCCUGAUGUUGAUUCUAGUAUCACUCUGAGUAAACGCCGGGAGAGAAUAGUCCACGCAAAAAGGGGCAAACAAACACAAAAACAGGACGUUGUGAAAUAUCAGAAGACUUCGGGACGCGGGACCGGGACUCCAUCACAGAGAGAUCAGGACAUCUCAAAGGAAAACCUCAAGCUGGCCUCAGAGAACUUGGAGCUGCGCCUCCAGCUGGCGCAGGCCAACCAAGACUUACCCAGGCUGAAGAAUCAGAUUGCAGACCUAAAGGAGAUGUGUACGGCUCUGAAACAGGAGAGAGCGGAUGCCGAGAAGAAGCUGGCACACCUACGGGGAGCUGGUUACAGCGGCAAAACGGUCCCUGAGCUGGAGAAGACCAUUGGUCUGAUGAAGAAGGUGGUGGAGAGGGUGCAGAGGGAGAACGAGGCGCUGAAGAAAUCCAGCAGCCGUGCAGAGCAAGACAGAGUUGCCGCUUUGGAGAAGGAAAAUGAAAAGUUGAAGGCUGACUAUGAGAAGCUGAAACAUCGAAGCGAAGCUGAGCUGAGCGCAAAACUGGAAUCCAAAACCAAAGGACUGGAGAGGAUCGUGGUGGAAAACGAGCGCCUCCGCAGAGAGAUCAAAAGGGAAGUGGAGGCGGCGGAGAGGCUGAGAGUGAGCAGGACGAGUCUGGAGGCGUCCAAUGAGAAGCUGGAGUCUGAGCUGGAGGAAACCAGGCAGAGGCUGCGAGCGGCUCUGUCCAAAGCUGCCGCUGUGGGGCCCGAAGGCAAAGCUUCCAGGGCCACUGUCGUUGCCAGGAUGUUUGAGAACAAGAUGAAGGAGUUGGAGGAGCAGCUCUCCCAGAAGACCUCCAGCGUGUCGGAGCUCAAGCAGCAGCUCAAAGAGGCCAAGGGGCGCGAGGAGUGGGCCGAGACGCGGGCAAGGCAGCUCCAAGAUCAGGUUGACUUGUUACAAAAGUUUCCAGGAGCUCCAAAGACUAAUGUGGGGAGCUCCAAGGAUCCUCAAGCAGUCAGACUGGAGAGCGCCGAGCCAGAGAGGACAACCGUGGAGCCGAAACAGAAGCUGAAUGACGACCCGGAGCAGGAUGCUGGAGUUUCUCCAGAACCUGGACAUGGGAACCUGAAAAGACUCCUACAAGCUGCCGAAAGUCAGAAAUCUAAACUCCAAGCAGAGGUGAGAAAGCUAAGGAAGGAGCUGGGGAACUUCGACCCGAACUUUUUCGAAGAGCUGGAGGAUUUGAAAUACAACUACAACCUGGAGGUGAAGAAGAACAUCCUGCUGGAGGAGCAGCUGAGGAAGGUGUGCGAUCAGUUUGGCGUGACGCCUGAAAUGCCCAGCGUGUCCAUCAGUUAACACACGGUUGUCCAGACUUUUUAACGAGUUUGCUGCUGUUCUAAUUAUGUUCUGGGGUUUUUUUUUACUGUCAAAGUCAGCAGAAACAGCCAAGCAGCACUUUUUUUUUUAACCGUUUUUGUUUUUUCUCCAACAGUGUUUUAUUACAGAGUUAUAGUUUUGUAAUUAUUUAUAAGGAAUUCCUCUGUAUUUUCCAAUAAAAACAAGAUCAUUUUGAAUGGUCAGAAUUGUCCUUUUAUUCAUCACAACAGAAGAUUGUAUGUACAGUAUUUACAAUAACACAUUAAAGUCAUGCACUUCUUUUACAAACCGUCUUUCUAUUUAAGUCUAAAACGCUGUUUGGUUGAAUCUUCACAUUUCACCUUCAGAAUGAGGACUCCUUGUCCAUGGAAAACCUUUUUCUUUUCUUUUUUUAUGAAGACUUUCUGCUAAUUCUGUUCCCCA
Messenger RNA from Xiphophorus maculatus (southern platyfish), 10001 nucleotides. It is a transcript of the gene cep290, whose product is annotated as centrosomal protein 290. The record is from RefSeq and is a predicted model, not a curated record. Gene Ontology annotation, biological process: camera-type eye development; kidney development. The transcript has 53 exons. The coding region runs from base 1707 to 9557 and encodes 2616 amino acids. Lineage: Eukaryota; Metazoa; Chordata; Actinopteri; Cyprinodontiformes; Poeciliidae.